AUGGGCUCCUCAAAAACAUCUGUUAGGAAGAAGAAAGAGGCUGAAGAGAGAGGGCAGAUUGAAGAGCAAAUUGCCAGUGAACAGCUGGAAUUACAAGGGCUGAUGAGCUGUUUAUCAGACCUGAAAUCUGAACUUGCACAAGUAGAGGAAGCUUACAAAGAUCUUCAAAUGCAGAUCAACAUCCAAGAUGCGAAAGAAAACAAGACUGAUGCAUCAGAGAAACUGUCAGCUGCCAAAAGCCACACGAAAAAAGGAAGAGAGAGGAGAAAGGCUGUCACAUCAGCUGAAAAGUUGCAAGAUGCAAGUAAAACAGGUAACCAAACCAGUCUGAAAGAUGAUCCUGCACAUAAGAGCACAAAUGAAUCUACGCAGACAUCAACAAAAGAGCAGACAAAACAAAAGGCUGGAACAGAGAAGUCGGCGAAAUCAGUGAAGGCAGCCAGGGGGUCGCAGAGGAAAGCAGAGCAGCAAGAAUCAAAUUCACAAGAAUCGGUGCAAGCUGUGAGAGGGAGACGACCGCCUGCUGGACCCUCCAAGACCACAGAUCCACAACUAAAAAAACAAAGUAAAGUGAAAACUGGGGAAAGACAGUCCACAUCACAGCAGGCUUCCUCACAGAGCAGGAAGAAAGCUGCUGUAGCUGCAGAUGAUGCUGGAAGGGAGACACAAAACACCAGUCUUAGAAGAUCCAAGAGGAUAGCCAGUAGAAAGUAAAUGUUUUUUACUCUUGAGGG
This is a messenger RNA of Scomber scombrus (Atlantic mackerel), 734 nucleotides long. RefSeq lists its product as uncharacterized. The transcript is spliced from 3 exons. Lineage: Eukaryota; Metazoa; Chordata; Actinopteri; Scombriformes; Scombridae. The record is from RefSeq and is a predicted model, not a curated record. The coding region runs from base 1 to 714 and encodes 237 amino acids.